AUGUCGCUGGUCAGCUCAAUUAAUCUCAGAGUUAAAUGGUGUGAACGAUAUGUGAUCGUGUGUAUGUAACUAGUUAAUUUGAAAUAACUAAUAACGACUGAUGGAAAUGAUUGAUGAAUCUAACUGACUGGUGACUGAUGAAAGUAAUUCAGUUGUAAUGUUUACGUCAGUGAUCACCACACACCAGACAUCGUCACGUCACUAUCAGGCAGGCCGUGUUCUGUCAAUGGUGUCAGCUGUCAGCUACAUGUACAAAGUUUGGGUUGGCGUUUUUUUACUUUUCUCGUCGUGAAUUUAAGUAUUUUAUUUUAAAAUAAAAUAAUUUUGAUAUGAGGAGUGACAUAGGUUUUCAUAUAUGUUGGUCUAGAAUUGAUUGAUUACGCAUAAAGUUUUUAUAACUAUUGUAAAAUUAUAUGAAGCAUUAUCUGAAAGCUGUGUUUUGAUUGUACAGCAUUUCUACAACCAGCAUUUUAGAUUAGUUUGCUCACAAUGGCCACUCGAAAAAGAAGUGGUUCUGGAUCUAAAAGACAUCUCAAGGAGAAAGUUGUACAAAUUUAUGAAUCUUUCUUUAGAGGUGAAGACCUCACAAGUGAUAACCCUACAUUUUGGGAUGAGUUUUUCCUUUUGAAACCUAAGAUUCCGCAGCUAGAAGCCGAAAUCCUGAAGUUGUCGGUGGAACAGCUUAUGAACAUGAAAGAAAGUAUAAAUCUUCUUGUUUCUCAGUGCAUAGAAAUGUUAGGACAGGAACAUCAUAUCAGAUUGGUGUAUGCUUUACAAACACUAAGUGCCCUCUUGAUUACAAUGUAUCAAAGAGUGGGACAGGAUUCAAGUUUGAAUAUCAAAGCAAUAUUAAUUGGAACUGAUAAUGCUGAUGUCAAGAUGCAAAAAUUAUUUGAGCACUGUAGCACAAUUCUAUCAGGUGAUGUACCUGAGAGUUUGAAGUCAAUGGUACUAAAACUAUUAUUAGUGAUAGCAACUGGGAUAGACAACAUUGAUGACAAUCCUCUAGUAGAGUACCUGAUGAUGAACUCACUGUUCGAGCCCUUAAUUCAGUUAUUAUGCACUUCUACGGAGAGGCAACAACAUGGUUAUGAUGUUGUUAUGCUUCUAAUGUGUUUAGUAAACUAUAAAAAGCAGGAAUCUGCCAAUCCCUACAUUGUAAAACUAUCAAUUCUUGAUGAUGAACUAGCUUUAAAUGGAUAUGGUCAAGUAAUAACAGCAUCCUUAAAUGACUUUGUGAUGUCAACAUUUGGGGGUAUGCAGGGCGGCGGAGGCGGCGGCGGGUGGCUGUCCUCUCUUACCAGCAUGGUGGGCGGGAUAUUCCUUACCAGUGACGAUACGCAGCCAGUAGUCAGGGGGCAGAGGAGUAGCGGCGGCGAGGAAGGCAUGCUGCUGUCGCUGUACGAGGCGGCGCACCUCAACCGCAACUUCAUGACGACGCUGGCGCACGCCUCGUCCGCCGCCGCGUCGUCCGCGCCGCCCUCGCCGCCCGCCACGCUGCCCGCGCAACAGACUCCGCCAAAUCUAGCGCAAAUACAGGCACUUGACAAUGAACAGCCUACAAAUCUAUUAGUCACAUUCUUCCAAUAUUGUUCCAUAGUAAUGGCGGACACCCGUAGUGAGUCGAGCCUCAACAAAUGCAGUUUAUGUUUCAUCAUAUUGACGUGUAUAGUUGAGGAACAAUUCGCUAAUUCUAUUAUGCACGACCAAAAUCUAACGUUUAAGGUCCAAUUAUAUAGACUUCCAAUGAGGCAUAGAAAAAUAGUACCUGAAGAACCACCAUCACAGCCGUUAGCAUCUACGUUAAUAGACCUGCUGGUGGAAUUCAUGAUGUGCCACCUGCUGAAGAAGUUCCCCGACGCGCUGUACUCGCUGUGCUGCGGCGUGCUGCUGCGCCUGCUGAGCUACCAGAAGCGCGGCCGCGUGCGGCUGGCGCGCGACUGGCGGCCGCUGUGGGCCGCCCUCAUCGCGCUGCUGCGGUUCCUCGUCGCCAACGAGACCGCCUUGCUCAGGAGACAUAACAUCUUCGUCAUGGCGCAGCAGGUGGUGAAUAUUUUCAACUUAUUUAUUACAUUCGGUGACACGUUCCUGCCGACGCCCGCGUCCUACGAUCAGCUGUAUUACGAACUGAUAAGAAUGCACCAAGUGUUUGACAACCUUUUUUAUAUGGCACUACGCUACUCGACUGGCGACGGUGAGUUUAAAGCGGAAGCGUUGCGCCUCGCCAACUGCCUGGUGAACGUGCGCGCCAUCAUCCAACACUUCUCGCCCAAGAUCGAGGUUUGGCUGGUUUCCCAAAACCUCUCCACGCCCACUGAAGAUCAGAUUUUAGAGGUCGUCCGCAAAAACUAUGACAGUUUGAUCCUGAAACUGCAAGAAGGCCUGGAAAGCUACGAGCGGUACUCUGAACGGAAUCAUCGUCCCUUGCUGUCGAAACUAGUGUUGUCUGCGAUAUCGUCGGCAAGGAACCGCGGCGACGCCGCCGCUUUGAACCUUAACACCGCAGCGGCCGCAGCGCUGUCGCAUUAUACCAGCAUCGCCUGAGCUCUUAAAUGUAUCGAAAUUUUUGAAAGCAGUCACGGCAACAACAGUAUUUGUCUUCUAUGAGGUGGCUGACACCAUUUCUUAGGUUAAGACACCAUGACAGCUAUGGAUUUUGGAACUUCCCACGCGAGUGAAGCUCCUAUUAAAAAUUAGUUCAAAUAUCGAUCGCAAAUCGUGUUAAAUAAAACUUUUUGAGAUUGACUGGUUGUUAAAAUGCUACAGACGAAUAAGAAGAAACGAAAGUUUUUUCAUGUUUCAGUUACCCUUAUGAAUAGAUUUUACUUUGUUUAAUUAUAAUAUUUAUAAUUGUUCCCAUAUAAUUAAUUACCUUGCUGAGUGUCCAUAGAUAUAUAGGUAAUGUUAAUGUAAGAUGUACAUUAUUAUAUUUGAAAUAUAAUAAAUUAUUUUAUGCAAAAGUGAAAUGUAAAUUUUAUGAUUACCUGGAACCGACGAGCUUGCAUGAAGAGAUUUAUGAAUUGGAGGAAACGAAAGAAGCACGCAAGGAUCGUAGCAUGUGGGAAAAUGUAGUCUCUGCCUAUGCCUCCGGGAAAGGGGUAUAAUUUUAUGAUUAUAUGUAUUUUAUGCAAAAGCAGUAUUCGGAUCAAAUCCGUGCUGAUUAUAAGACAAACGCCAUUUGGAAUUUUUAAUGGAAUGGUUCAGUUUUUUCUUUGACUGUAUAAAAAAAAUAGAUUGUAAACGCGUCAUUUAAUUUAUUAUUCGUUUAAAGGUUUGAUCUCGUACUUGGAGAUAAAAGCAGUUUAGAAAUUCAGUUUGUUAUUAUAAUAGUAUCGUACGGAUCACUGAAGAGUAUUAACGGAUGUCGAAUUGUAAUAAUCGCUAAAGAUAAUAAGACUUUGUAAUUAUUUUAUAAAAUGAAAGGUAACAAUAAUUUAUAGAAAUAUAGUGCUAAUUAAUGGCCAGCGCGUGGCCGUCUAUGAUACAAUUUGAAUUAAACAUUCAUUAUGAAAUGUGUUAUUAUUUACAAAUAACUAUUUAAUUUUGUACACUUACAAAUAUACUUAAGAGGCCAAAGUUUAUUUAACAUUAAUUUAUUCUUUUGGUUUAUCUCUUUUUGAGUUUGCGAAAUGGAUUUCCUUACUAUAUGUUCGUAGUAAACCCAUAAAUAUUGUAUGUUAUUCUAUACGUUAUAGUAAAUAUGGAAAUAAAUUAUUUUCAUGUAACAUA
This is a messenger RNA of Amyelois transitella, 3729 nucleotides long. Its product is annotated as armadillo-like helical domain-containing protein 3. The record is from RefSeq and is a predicted model, not a curated record. Gene Ontology annotation, biological process: regulation of Golgi organization. Bases 490 to 2544 code for a protein of 684 amino acids. The transcript has 13 exons. Gene Ontology annotation, cellular component: cytosol. Lineage: Eukaryota; Metazoa; Arthropoda; Insecta; Lepidoptera; Pyralidae.